AUGCUCAUCCGGGUCCCCGGGCCCGAGUGCCGCAAGCAGACGCGGGUGAGCCCACACCACCAGCCCUUUCGUCACCGGCCCUCAUUCCCGUGGCCACUCACUUGGCUCUGUAGAACCUGGAAGGCAGCAGAGGACUCCCCAGGCCAACACGGCCUGCCGCUCACCCCCACCACCCGACUUGGGGCGUCUCCUGCUUCCUGGGUGCAUUAUCUGGUGCCAAUACCAGCAUUUAAACCCACCCCAAGCACAUCCUCCGAACAAAAUGGAGGAGAAUUUGACCUGCUCUGUUUCCAUGGAGACAUCUGUGAUGCCACAUUGCUCCUGCAUCCCAGGAGAAGGGGGCCGUCGAAGCCGGUCCACUCUGGCCCGGCCCGGACCUCGGGUCCCGGCUCCAGGUCCCGGCGGGGCCGCAGCGCGGUCCUGGGGAGCAUGGGCCUGCACGGAGCGCUCAGCUGGCAAAAGGAGAAAGCCCCGUCUUUCCGAACUUCCUUCCCGAUGCUGCCCAGCAAGGGCAGCGUCUCCGAGAGGCACAGUCUCUCCCUGCACCCCAUCGCUAAGGGCAUGCGCGUUCUCCAGAGCGUGGCCACGCGGGACUCCCACGACCCGGAAGGGAAGCAGUGGGGGGGCCUCCACAGGUCGGCUCAGGUCAUCAAGCGCUACUACUCCAAGAUGGACAUUCCCAGCCCCACCGGCUUCGUGUCCAAAAUGGAGGAACUGAGGAAAGUGUUCCUCAUGCGGCCUGGAUGCCCCCAGUUCAGUACCAAAGCCACUUCCAUGUCAUACUUGGGUAAGAGUCACGCCAGCGCCACCUGCCACCCGGAAGCCCUCAGCUCCGGCUGGGACUUCCACGGGGCCCUCGGCCCCCGCCCAGCCUUCCGGGGGGCUCCAGGAGCCGCUCUGCACACAGGCGCGCAGCGGGAGCUGCACCGUGUAGAGCAGGGGAAGGAGAUGGUUGGAGCUCCUAGAAGCUUCAGGAAAGAGGCCCUUAAGGCCUACAAUGGCCCACCCGGCCCCGGGCCACACCGUCCUGAUGAGAAGCGGCGUCCCUGGGGGCCGUCGGUGCCCGGCCUGAGGUCGAGGGGUUCUCCAUCGCGUUCUGUCCAUCGGACGCUGCCACUGCUCUACUCAGGCAGUUCACGGCGGCAGCAGGAGGUUGGAACUCGUGCUUUCGUUCAGGCCACUUCUGAAUACGUCCUUGGACUGUGGGCCGCACCCGCCUACCGACGCCUUCUGAGUCGUUUGGGCGACAGCUCGGACAGCAUGGUCACUCUGCCCAUGGUCGUGUGUGCCAGCUCCCCAGCCUGGAGGGGGGCUGAGGAGCCUCUCCCGGACACUCGGGGCUCCAACAUGAACGAGGAUGGGCCCCCCCUCAAGUUCAGCAGGAGCGCCUGCGAGCUCGGCUACCGGCAGAGGGAGGCCGAGGGCCCCAGCCUGAGCCGCAGCCUCAGCUUCAUCCCCACGGCCUUCCUGGUUACUCCGAAGCGGAGGCUGCCCUGGUACAUCUCCGUCAUCCAUGAGAAGGACCACUCUCUAUUCAUGAUGGGGAAAAAAAUCCAGCGCCUCGCUGAGCUGGAGGCCCAGGUGCAGAGGAAAGACCAGGAGAUCCAGGUGCUGCGGAGGGAGAGAGAGGUCCUCAAGAAGCAGCUCAAGUCCCUCCUCAGGAGCCGGAGCCAGGAGCUGCCCAUGGCCUUUCUCAACAGGGUGAGCCGGCGCCCGCGGGCAGAGUGGUCUGUGGGGCAGCUGGGCGUCCUGAAGAACAUCUACAAGGACGAGGAGGAGAUGCGGCACUGGAUCCAGAUGCAAGAGGCGUUUGCCACGAUGGAGCCGGCCCAGGAGCAGCAGCUGGAGCUGGGGAGCGUGGAGGAGGAGAAGGGCCUGGAGGAGCCGGCCCAAGCCUCAGCGAAGGGCAGCGCGGGCAGGGCGGGGGUCCCCGUCUACAAGGACGCGGAGGAGGAAGAGGAGGAGGAGGAGGACGGGGGUGGGUGGGAGCUUCGUGAGGAGGACGAGCACCCGGUCAGGAAGCUGUACUCGCUCACCGACUCCUUCGAGGAGGAGCUGCUGGCCCAGCUGGAGGAGUACGAGCGCAUGCUCCUGGACUUCCAGAAGGAGCUCGAGCUCACCAGGACCCGGCACUCCCUGGCCGUAGGAGCCAUCACAUCCCUACACCGACAGAUCGAUUUCCAGGAGUCUCAGCUGCGCAAGGUCAACAUGGAGAACGAGAUGCUGAAGCGGGAGCUCCGGGAGCGGAAGCAGCAGCUGCAGGCCAUGUCGGACAAGUUCUCCAACCUCCGGGAGGAUAAGAAGCACCUGGAGAUGAUGGGCCUUAUCGAGAGGGAGAACCUCAUCCUCCGCCAGAAAGUGGUGAACUUGGAGAGAGACAUGGUGGAGCGCAACCUGGCCAUCUCGCAGCUGGACAGCAGGGUGGCGGAGCUGCAGGCGCAGGUGGACCAGAGCCAGGACCACCUGCAGCGGAGAAAGCAGCUGCAGGAAGACCUGCAGCUGAGGAACGAGAUGACCCAGCAGGCGGAGCAGCAAGCCCGCGUGGCCCUGGAGAGCGCCCAGUCCCGGCUGGAGAGGCUUCGGAACAAGGUCAUCCAGGCCGCCUUCAGCGCCAGCGGGACCAAGGCCACCACCGAGAUCUCGGACAACUCCAUCCUGGAAACCCUGCAGAAAAUCAUCUCGGAAAGAAACGAGUUCUACAACCAGCUGAAGCAGAAGGGGGUCAAGGUGCCACCGCUGCAGCCGUCGGACAGCUCCCUGCCCACGAAGGUCAAGAAGGUUACUUCCAAGUAG
Messenger RNA from Perognathus longimembris pacificus (Pacific pocket mouse), 2793 nucleotides. RefSeq names its product coiled-coil domain-containing protein 27-like. NCBI's taxonomy places the organism in Eukaryota, Metazoa, Chordata, Mammalia, Rodentia, Heteromyidae. The coding region runs from base 1 to 2793 and encodes 930 amino acids. The record is from RefSeq and is a predicted model, not a curated record. The transcript is spliced from 16 exons.